AUGGCUACAAACGACACGGAUGAUGUGUCCAACAUCUCUGUCAUUUCAGUAGGUGUGUUUAGUGGAUCAGACAGUAAAUUAGCGGACACUUCACUAUUUGCUGUCACUCAUAUUCUUUCAAAUUUAGUUAUCGGUGGACUUGGAACUCUAGUUAUCAGCCUCUUUGGAGUUAUCAGCAAUGUCAUCAACUGUCUCGUCUUCUACCACCAGGGUCUGCGAGAUCGCAUGAACCUUUGUCUCUUUUCUCUGGCUCUCUCAGACUUCUGGUUUGUUCUGUGUUCUGCUGUAUACAGCCUUGUCAAGGUCUUUUCCAUACUUUAUCUCAAAGGGUUCGCAGAAGAGGUGAAAUUAUACACGAUUAAUUAUGGUAUAGGAGUUAUUUACGCGUUUAGAACCACUUCCGGUCUGUACCUUAUGGUCAUUGCCGUAGAGCGUUGCGUGUGCGUUGCAUUUCCGUUUCAAGCAUCGUCACUCAUCAAGACGAGAACGAUGGCGAUGUUUCUCUCGAUUAUCGCUUUAAUAUCUCAUCUUGGCUUUAUAGGUCAGUCACUCAAAUACAAAGUGAUCGAAACAGAAGUUGGUGGUUGGCAAAUUGUUCCUUCAUCACUAUGGCUCAAGAACAGGAUUGUCAUCGAUACCAUUGUAUACGUCAUCUUCACCAUCAGUGUUCCUCUCAUCACUUUCCUCACCGUGUCGCUAGCGACAUUCAUCACUGUGAUCAAGCUGACAUCCGCUAUGGCCUGGCGACGAAAGACGAGUUCUACAAGUACAGAUCAAGACGACCGACAGACGGCGCUGACAAAGAUGCUUGUGUUGGCUUCGUGCGUCUACAUCUUGUCCAUGAUGCCGAUGGUCCUGAUCAAAGCCGUCCGUUUGUUUGUGGAGGAGUUCUCGUCGUACGGAGUGUAUGCUUCUCUUUAUGGGGUUUGUAAUGCAGUGGCAGAUAUAUCCCCAGUCAUAAACAGUUCUGUCUACGUCUUCAUUUAUUACAACCGUUCCGCGCGUUACAGACACGAGCUGAGUGCUGCAUGUAUAUAUACAAAAAAGCAUAGUAUGAAAACUUCGUCACUGUCUAACAACACUUAAUAUCAUGUAUGAUUUUUUUCUAAGUUUGGUCUGGCUGAAACUUUUAGAUACAACAAAUUGGGGGCAUUUUUAAUUGACAUCUUUAGCGAAAAAGCCCGUUCCUCCCCCAUACUCCUGAUACAAAAUAAUUGGAAAGUACGGCAAUUGAUUGGGUUUGCAUUUACGCGUCGUUCGGAU
Messenger RNA from Pomacea canaliculata, 1263 nucleotides. RefSeq lists its product as uncharacterized. Gene Ontology annotation, molecular function: G protein-coupled receptor activity. Gene Ontology annotation, biological process: G protein-coupled receptor signaling pathway. The coding region runs from base 1 to 1086 and encodes 361 amino acids. The record is from RefSeq and is a predicted model, not a curated record. Gene Ontology annotation, cellular component: plasma membrane. The transcript has a single exon. Lineage: Eukaryota; Metazoa; Mollusca; Gastropoda; Architaenioglossa; Ampullariidae.